GCGAAGCAGAAGAAGUGCUCUUCCACUCUGCUUCUCUCCCUGUCUCGUCCCCGUCCCCUUUUUGUUGCAAUUUUUUAACCCCACACCUCGCCAUCUGGAUCUCCUAAACCCCACCCUGCUCUCUCUCUUUGUGAUGUUCAGCUGGCUCUCGACUCAGUCAUUCCUCUCUCCCCCCCCCUCUGCAUCUCCUCUCCUCACUUGCUGCAGCUCGGGCCCCGCGUGCUUCAUUAUUAAUAGGCCUCUCUGUCGCCCAUGUCCUUUCAUCCCAACACAUCACACUAACCUGCACAGGAGGAUUUCUUCCACAGUUCUGCUGUUUUUUUUAUUUAGACUAAAGACAGUUCUGUUGAUGGAUUGAAGAAAAGGGCGAUGAGAGAGGGCUGAGUGAGAGAACGGCGGGUGGAUGGAGCAGAAAAGGGAGCUGAGCGAGGGAGAGAGAGAACGAAAAGGGAGAGAAGGAUGUGGGCAUAUGUUAGUGUGUUGUAAUGCAGUGUGAUUCCGGGUGAGGAGCGUGGGGAGGCAGGAAUAAAAGGGAAUUUGAUUAGGGAUUCUCUCUGUGGAGAGACUCGCAGCCUCCGAGCUGUUAGACAGAAACGAUCGGCAAAGUGGCAACAUCAACCCUGACAGCACUGGGCUUUUCUCCACAUGGCCCAACAGUAAAGGCUGAUGCAUGGAUAGACUGAGCAAUUGGACUGCACUGCAGAAGCCUUCUUUUUUAAAUGGUCUCCUCUGACAGUUAGACACAACUGUGUGGUUAUUUAGAGAAUGAAAAGAAAAAAUCGGUGUUAUUUAUCAAAGAAAAUAAUGAUUCUAGCUAAUGGGAUGAUUACGGGUUUUAGCCUACCCACGCAUUUAGCUUCUGUUUAUUAAUGGAGAUCUGUACUUGUUGUUGCCAAAUAGCCACAACAGGAACUUCAUCUAGGACGUUUACCACUCCCAAAGCUGAUGACGGGACAGAGGUGAAAGCUGGAGUUGAAGCUAAGGGUGAAACUGAAGGUGAGGGUGGGCCCGAGGGCGACGUGGAAACAACCACAACCAUCUCUGAAGCUGAACGGUCCCCCGCUGUUACCCACAAACCACUUGGAGGCCUUCAGGAAGAAACCCACAAGUCAGAGGAACAGCUGCAUGAGACACAUGGCCACAAAGCUAAAUCUUUGUUUGAGCACGGGGAGAAAAUGGAGGAGCAUCCAGGAGGAGAAACUGAAAGAAAAGUCUCCCGCGAGUCUGAAAAACAUUCACAUGAGAUUCGUGGCCACAAAACUACUUCCUCGUCUGAACACGGAGCAGGAAGGGAGGAGGAAGAUGAGGAAGAAGAAAGAAAAUCCAAAGAGACAGUCUCUCACAAGUCUGAGGAGCUCGUACAUGAAACUCACGGACACGCAUCCACAACCCAAUCUCAGCACGGGCAAGAGAAGCAUGCAGAAAGCAAAGUUUCCCACGCAUUUGAGGAACACGACGCUCACGGCCACAAAACGACAGCCUCAUCUGAGCACGGUGAAAAAUCACACGAGGUGGUGCAUCGAGAACGAGGAGAAGAACGGAAAGUUUCCCACAUGUUUGAGGGGCACACACAUGAGACUCACGGCCACAAAACAACAACCUCACCUGAGCAUGGCGACGGGCAUGAAGAAAGAAAAGUUGAAGGGAAAGCUCCCCACAAUUUUGCGGAACACGUACACGAGAUUCACAGCCACAAAACAACAACCUCAUCUGAGCAUGGGGAGGAAAGAAAGGAGGAGGAGGAGAGUGAAAGUAAAGGAGAACACACACACGAGACUCACGGCCACAGAACAACCUCACAUGGGCACGGAUGGAGACACGAGGAGAAUAAAGUAAUACAUCCCGAAACAACAGACCCCCACACAUUGGAGGGGCAUGUACAUGCGCCUCACGGUCACACAACAACAACCUCGUCUGAGCACAGACAGCAGGAGCAUAUGGAAAGAAAAACUGAAGGCCAACACAAGUCUGAGGAACACAUACAUGAGGCCCAGAGCCACAAUAUACCAUCUGAGCACAGAACAGCUGAAAUUACAGCCUCCCACAACCCUGAUGGACAUGUGCAUGGAGGACAUGUAGAAGAAGCCCAUGACCACAGAUCAACAUCUGAACAUGGACACCAGAAGCCUGAGGGACAUGUGCAUGGAGGACAUGUAGAAGAAGCUCAUGGCCAUAGAGCAUCUGAACAUGGACACCAGAAGCCUGAGGGACAUGUGCAUGGUGGACAUGUAGAAGAAGCUCAUGGCCAUAGAGCAUCUGAACAUGGACACCAGAAGCCUGAGGGACAUGUGCAUGGUGGACAUGUAGAACAAGCUCAUGGCCAUAGAGCAUCUGAACAUGGAGACCACAAGCCUGAGGGAAAUGUGCAUGGUGGACAUGUAGAACAAGCUCAUGGCCAUAGAGCAUCUGAACAUGGACACCAGAAGCCUGAGGGACAUGUGCAUGGUGGACAUGUAGAACAAGCUCAUGGCCAUAGAGCAUCUGAACAUGGAGACCACAAGCCUGAGGGACAUGUGCAUGGUGGACAUGUAGAACAAGCUCAUGGCCAUAGAGCAUCUGAACAUGGAGACCACAAGCCUGAGGGACAUGUGCAUGGUGGACAUGUAGAACAAGCUCAUGGCCAUAGAGCAUCUGAACAUGGACACCAGAAGCCUGAGGGAAAUGUGCAUGGUGGACAUGUAGAACAAGCUCAUGGCCAUAGAGCAUCUGAACAUGGAGACCACAAGCCUGAGGGACAUGUGCAUGGUGGACAUAUAGAACAAGCUCAUGGCCAUAGAGCAUCUGAACAUGGACAUCACAAGCCUGAGGGACAUUUGCAUGGUGGACAUGUAGAAGAAGCUCAUGGCCAUAGAGCAUCUGAACAUAGAGACCACAAGCCUGAGGGACACAUCCAUGGGGGACAUGUAGAACAAGCUCAUGGCCAUAGAGCAUCUGAACAUGGACACCAGAAGCCUGAGGGACAUGUGCAUGGUGGACAUGUAGAAGAAGCUCAUGGUGGCAGACCUACAUCUGAACAUGGACACCACAAUCCUGAGGGACAUGUCCAUGGGGGACAUGUAGAAGAAGCUCAUGGCCAUAGAGCAUCUGAACAUGGAGACCACAAGCCUGAGGGACAUGUGCAUGUUGGACAUUUAGUAGAAGCUCAUGACCACAAACCUACAACUGAACAUGGAAACCACAAGCCUGAGGGACAUGUGCAUGUUGGACAUGUAGUAGAAGCUCAUGACCACAAACCUACAACUGAACAUGGAAACCACAAGCCUGAGGGACAUGUGCAUGUUGGACAUUUAGUAGAAGCUCAUGGCCACAAACCAACAACUGAACAUGGAGACCACAAGCCUGAGGGAAAUGUGCAUGGUGGACAUGUAGAACAAGCUCAUGGCCAUAGAGCAUCUGAACAUGGACACCAGAAGCCUGAGGGACAUGUGCAUGGUGGACAUGUAGAACAAGCUCAUGGCCAUAGAGCAUCUGAACAUGGACACCAGAAGCCUGAGGGACAUGAGCAUGGUGGACAUGUAGAACAAGCUCAUGGCCAUAGAGCAUCUGAACAUGGACACCAGAAGCCUGAGGGAAAUGUGCAUGGUGGACAUGUAGAACAAGCUCAUGGCCAUAGAGCAUCUGAACAUGGAGACCACAAGCCUGAGGGACAUGUGCAUGGUGGACAUAUAGAAGAAGCUCAUGGCCAUAGAGCAUCUGAACAUGGACAUCACAAGCCUGAGGGACAUUUGCAUGGUGGACAUGUAGAAGAAGCUCAUGGCCAUAGAGCAUCUGAACAUAGAGACCACAAGCCUGAGGGACACAUCCAUGGGGGACAUGUAGAACAAGCUCAUGGCCAUAGAGCAUCUGAACAUGGACACCAGAAGCCUGAGGGACAUGAGCAUGGGGGACAUAUAGAAGAAGCUAAUGGCCAUAGAGGAUCUGAACAUGGACACAACAAGCCUGAGGGACAUGUGCAUGAAACUCAUGGCCACAGAAUAACAACCUCAUCUGAACAUAGGCAUGGAAGGGAGGAAAGGGGACAUACAGAAAGAAAAGACUCACACAACUCUGGGGGACACAUAUAUGGCCACAAAACUACAUCUGAGCAUGGAGAGGUGGGACAUACAGACAGACAAGACCACCACAAGUCUCAUGGACAUAUGCAUGAGGCUCAUGGCCAUAAAACAACACAUGGACAUGGAAGGGAGGAAGAGAGGCAUACAGAAAGAAGAGUCUCGCACAACUCUGAGGGACACACGCAUGGCCACAGAACCUCAUCUGAGCAUGGCGAGGAGCAUACACCCAGGCAAGACCACCACAAGUCUGCCGGACAUGUUCAUGAGAGUCAUGGCCACAUGACAUUAACAACCUCGGGCACGGGGGAAGAAAGUCAUAGAGAAGGAAAAGGAACUUUCUGCAUUCUAUGGCCGCAUGAGGCCGGGCAUUGUUGUGCACCAGGAGGAAUCCAGGACCCACUGCAAUAGUGUAGGCUCUGAGAAGGAUUGGCAGUCAGAGUGCCAUUGCCUGUCCUGUAUAGGUCUGUGCGUCCCUCCAUGGAUAUCCCUCCCCAGACCAUCACUGACCCACCACAAAACUGCUCAUGCUCAACAAUGUUACAGAGUAUAACGUUCUCCACAGCUUCUCCAGAUCAUUUCAUGUUUUUCACAUGUGCUCAGGGUGAACCUGCUCUUAUCUGUGAACGGUACACGGGCACUAGUAUUGGAAUUGCCAAAUCUGCAAUUCUAUGGCAAAUCACUGUCAGACUCCACUGUGCCAGACAAUGAGAACAGGUUCCACUAGAUAAUGUUGGAUACCCUCUUGACGUCUUUCUGACAUCUUCACCAAGGCCUGCUGGGGGUCAUAUUGUAGAGUUCUGGUGAUCCUCAUCCUGCUUGUCCUUGCAUAAAGGAGUAGAUACUAGUCCUGCUGAGGGUUUAAGGGCUCUCUAAAUCUAUGUUUGGCUUUUCUAGAGUAACGCCCUGCAUCCAGGAAUCUCCUGAAUGCUCUUCAGACUGUGCUGGGAGACAGCAAACUUUCUAACAAUGGCACAUAUUAAUGUGCCAUCCUGGAUGAGUUGGACUACCUGUGCAACCUUUGUAGGGUCCAGGUAUCACCUCAUGCUACCAGUAGUGACACUCACCUAGACAAAUGCAAAACUAAUGAAAAAACAGCUAGAAAAGAUAAGGAGGGAAAAGAUGUCAAUGCCUCCACCUGUAAACCAUUCCUGAUGUGCUGGGUUGUCUCUGGGUUUCCCCUCUAGUGCACUUGUUGUUAAUUUCAUUAUAACCAACGCAGCUGAAGCUGAUUAACAACCCCCUCUGCUACUUAACUCACCAGAUCAAUAUCCCAGAAGUUUACUUAGUUGAGUCUACACUCUGGUUAAAAAGUGUUGCUUUACAGUUUUUGAACAGUAAAAAAUGUUUGUACAUGAGACUUAUGACCACAAAUCCCCAGCCUCACAUGAACAACAGCUGAAAGGAACGCUAUCUAUGCUAUAUGUUGUGCUAGGAAUUUCAUCAUGAAAUGUAGCUCAUUUUUUCUUGACGUGUCAUUGAUGACUGUGGUGUUUCACUCUCCCAUAAAUUUGACGGACAUGUACGCGAGACUCAUGGUCACAAAACAAAAAUUAAAUUUUACCAUGGUCAAGAGAUGGAGCAUAGCGAAAUAAAAUUUGAAAAGACAUGCAUUUUGUUUAUAUGUAAGCCUUUUGAUGUUCAGUUGACUUACACAAGCUAGAAAGAGUAUAUUACUUGUGAUGCAGGCAGUAGAAGAAACUUUCACCAUCACUUAACCUUGGCAGCCUACGGUGAAAAAUGAAAACUGGAAAAAAUAACUAAAUAUAUGUCUUCAGCUAAAUGAUGGCCUGUCUGUCAACAUGAACCAUAAGGCUAAAUUUAAGUCUGUUAGCAAAAGCAGAGCCAUUUUUUUAUAAUUUUUUUUAUAUCUAAGACAAUGAAUGAUGCAGAAGGGCUGGACAGAGAAAGCAAAUAGCAUAAAGGAUGGCAUAGAAAUAAAUGGGCAGAGUAGAAAAAGAAGAUGAAUUUCACACUGAAGAUGCUCCUGGAAAAAAACAGUUCUGUUUCUGUGUUUUUCCCACAUUUUAAACACCGUUGUGUUCCUUCUGAUCAACACAUUAUAAUGCAGAAAGAACACAUGUCGUAUUACAUUAGAAUGCAUGAAUGGAAUCUGCAUUAGCAAAGGCUUUUUCCACAAAUCUUUUUUUGAUUUUUGUAGUCUCUGUGUUUCUUUACAAAAAAACCUGAGAUAAUCUGUGCGGCAUCAAUAUAGAUUGAUUUCUGAGUUGUUGCUC
Molecule: messenger RNA, 6289 nt
Organism: Oreochromis niloticus (Nile tilapia)
Lineage: Eukaryota; Metazoa; Chordata; Actinopteri; Cichliformes; Cichlidae
Gene: ntng2b
Product: netrin g2b
Exons: 16
Coding region: 870-4463 (1197 amino acids)
Biological process (GO): animal organ morphogenesis; axonogenesis; tissue development
Source: RefSeq, a predicted model, not a curated record